CGUACGUUUAGGAGAUACGCUCUAACGAUCGGAUCGUUUGGAAACAACAAAAACUGUAAUAAGAAACUCAAUCAGUUGGAGUAAAUACGUCGCGCGAGUACGAAGAACGUAGCGCAUGGUUGUAAAUUGUAAUUCAAAACCUCAAUAGAAAUUUGUUUAAUAAAGUGUGAAAAGAAAAUAAAAAUUAAAGUUAAUUAAACAAACAAAAAUUUAUUAUUAUAGAGACUUAAGUAAACAGAAAAAAAAAUAUAUUAAGAAAUUCCAAAAUAAAUGAAGAAAAAAAGUGUAACAACUAAAAAGUUUAAAAAACGCAUUGGAAUGUGUUAAAGCAACGUAAGCAUUGCAGGAGAAAAAAAAGCGUUAAAAAAAGUGAUCAAUUUGUGAAAAUCAAAGUGCAGUUUUUUUUUCUUUCGUAUACUGGUAAACAGAGAAAAACCCCCACCAACACCUCGAAGUAUGGAUACAUACAACAUAUCAAUAUACUACAUAGUAUGUUUGAAUAUACAACAUAUCUGAGUGUUGUGUAUAAAGUUACAACAACAAAAACACCAACUAUACAACAACAAAAAAACUAAAGCACAACAAAAAAAAAAUACAAAAUUAGAGGGGACCCCAUAAUUUUUCUUUACGAAAUUGUACUCAUACAUUGCAAUGAAUAAGAUUUUUCAUACGUUUUCUAAACGUUUGUGUUCUAUCUAUUAAACUAUUAUUAAAGUGAGCCAAGUUCAAUAAAAUUGCUAGUGUAACAGUGUGUGUGUAUGUGUGUAUCUGUGUCUGUGUCAUUGUUAUCAAAUCAAAUGGCGCAAAAAAAGAAAAGCAGAAGAGUUUUACAUUAAUAAAGAUCAGUUAUGAAAUGAGAGAAAAAAAAGAAAAUUUAAUUUAAAUAACAACAUUAAUCUUAUGCUAAAUUAACUUUUUUUAUGAAAAAGAAAAAGUCAACUAAAUAAAACGGGGUCUAAACAAAUGCUUAAGUAUUGUUUGUAUUGAAAGUGUAUUAAACAAAUAAAUACUCAUAAAUAAAUAAAUAAAUAAAUGAAUGAAUAAAUAAUGACACCAUAUUUGUCAUACUAAUAUUUUUACUGCAUUAUAAUAAAUAACAACAAAUAAGAAUAUAUAUAACUUAUACAUUAAUAAAAUAAUAAUAACAACAAAAAAGAAAUUAUUACAAAGAAAUAGAAAGGCAAGUGAGAGGGCGAUAUUUGUUUAAAAAAAAAAAACUACAAUAAAUAAAUAUCAUUGUAAAUAAAAACAAUAUAAAUUUAUCUGUGAAUAACCCUAGUUAUUAAAAUAGAUAUACAAUGGAUAUAGAAUCGGAUGAUUCGGAGCGUUGGGAAGACUUUUUUGGUAGUUCAACAGAUUUAACACCCUCACUAUUGGGUAUCUACGAUUCAUUCACGACUGUUUUAGAUACAGCAACAUCUACGACAACAACAAAUACAACAUAUUCAACGAAUAAUCAUAAAACCUCAAACACCAACUCCACGUCCUACACCUCUUCCUCCUCCUCCUUUAAAACAAACUGUGAUAGUGGCAAAGAAACGAGUCUAGUAACAGAGGAUCCACCGGCAAAACCUCCCUUAGAUGCAUAUCUUAGUCGUUUGGAGAAAUAUGCUAAACAAGCUGAAUUAAAAAAUUCACGUAGCUCACAAGUUGGUGAAGAUUCACCACCCUUGGCAAAUUCCAAUAGUGGUAGUUGUAGCAGUAGCUUAAGAGGUUCCUUAGAGUCUGUCUCCUCCAAUGGUGGUUCUCUAAACAAACAUCGUACGAACAUACGUAUACUCUCGGCUAAUGUUCAACGUAUUAUCACACACUCUGAUGCUGAGGCUGUAGAUGCGGUAGAUAUUGAAGCCCUACAAUAUCCCACACGUUCUAGUACUCCCAUACAACAGCAGCAACAACAACAACAUCAACGUUUUGUUAAAAAGUCCUCCAGCUCUCCUAGCAGCCUCAGUAAUCAUAAGCACAAACUUUCCCAUAUACCUUUGUCGAAAACAACGGGUAAAUUAACCCAAACCGGCACAGAUUUAGUGGAAACUUUCAAUAAUGCUCUAAACGAAGACAGUGAAAACUUUCAACGUUUUGAUUUAAAGUCAAAAGGUUUAAGAAAACCCUCUACACCCGCCAUUUAUAACCUGUCCGGUGUAGAUGAUAAUAAAACUCCCACUAAUACCAUAGCAUUUAAUUUUGAUUGUACAGUGGCCCAUAAACUGGCUACACGUAAGCUAAGUCUGCCUAGAUGUAACUAUGAAAAAGACUCCGUUUUAGACAACAGCAAGACUAAUAUGUCUUUAGAGUGUCUGCCUACAGAAAAUCCCAUUACUGAGACCAUCAAUUUUGCAGUGGUCUCGCAGAACCUAAAAAAUCUCACCUUAGCCGCCAACUCUAAAGAGUUUCAGGCUCCCAGCAGCAAUGAAGAGCUUUUUAAAGCUCUCAACAAACCUGUGAUCUCACCCAAUGGCAAACGUAGUCCUACCCAUCAUCCUUUAUCAUAUGCUCGUUCUAAAAGUUUGGCCGCUCGCGAUUUUGCCCAAAAGAACAUUACCAUUAAACAAACGAAUACCCUGCCACGCUCACAAUUCCUCAAAGAUGAAGAACUGGAUGAGAAUCAAUUUUCAGCCGAAAGCUUGGAUCGUCUAUCGGACAUUAAAUCCAAGUUUUCACCCAAAGAAUCGCGUAAAAUGUCCAGUUUAAUGUUGCCCGAUAUAGCCAAACUAAAACACCGUCCUCUAUCAUCCUCCUCUAUAUGUUCCACUUCUUCUAGUUCGAGUUCUAGUUCAAGUACUGAUCAUUUGAGUGGUAAAUUAAAUACUUCAUAUUUGGCCAGUGUAGAGAGUUUAGCAGAUGAGCAUGAUUUAACGGAUCCACAUAGUGGUAUGUCUGUGUUUGAGAGAGCCUGCAUGGAAAUUGUAGAUUCGGAGAGAAGUUAUGUUAAUGAUUUGGGAGAAGUUAUAAGAGGUUAUCUCUUGGAUUGGAAAGAACGUGCCUGCUUAAAACAAGACGACUUAGAUGUAUUAUUUUCCAAUAUACAAGAUGUUUAUCAAUUUAAUUCAGAAUUACUUAAACAUCUAUCGGACUCCAUAUUGGAUCCGGUUAAAAUUGCCAAAUGUUUUAUUGACUUAAAGGAAGGAUUUGAUGUCUACACUACUUAUUGCACCAGUUAUCCCGAAGCAAUAUCACUACUUACCAAAUUAUUACAGGCCACUCACACCAAUGCUUUGUUGGCCUCCACCCAAAGAAUGCUGCAUCAUACUUUGCCUCUAGGAUCAUAUUUGCUAAAGCCCGUGCAAAGAAUUUUGAAAUAUCAUCUAUUGUUAGAUAACCUACGCAAACAUUGUGAUAUCAAAGAGGUAAUGCAGGCCUAUGAGAUAAUGCGUCAAGUAGCGCGCAAUAUAGAUCAGGUGAAACGUAAAUUGGAACAGCAAACCAGAGUUAAAGAACUAUCGGGCAUAUUAGAUGGUUGGUUAGGGCCAGAACUUACGGUUUUGGGUGAAUUACGUUUGGAGGGCAUUUUAAUGGAAAAUAAUAAACCACGUAGGGUUCUACUAUUUGCCACUAUGCUGAUAAUAGCCAAAGCCAAAGAGGACAAUCGUUUGCAAUUUAAAAGUUACAUACACCAAAAUAAUCUCAUGCUGAGCGAACACUUGGCUGGUGAACCAACUAGCUUUUAUGUAAUACCAUACGAUGAACCGCGCCACCAAAUCAAGUUAACAGCCAAAAAUCGUGACCAGAAACGCCUUUGGACUCAACACAUUAAAAGUGUCAUACUCGAAAAAUUCGAUAACAUUCCAUUACGAGCCAAAGAGCUGGUUUAUCAAUUGGGUGAUGAGGAAGAUCGCACAGCUGAUAAAAAUACCUGGAAAUGGAGUUUGCAUACAGCCUCCUCCACGCCCACUUAUUUGGAAAGACGCAACAAUUUCCGUCGCAGCGAAAUGCGCAAUCGUUCAAAAACAAAGCGCAAAACUAUUUCGAAUACCAACUCCUUGGAUGUGUUCAGUGAAAUCACACCCUCGAAAGAUGUUAAGAAUUUAAGCAAAUCCAUAUCCAAAAGUGCUGAAAGUAUAAAUGACAAAUCCUUAGCUACCAGAGAUUCAGCUUUAAUUGAAAAUGUAGAGCUUAGGGCUGAGGAAGAAGAGGCAGGUGAAAACUGUAGCUGUGCUAAAAACCAAAAAUGCAAAUUUUGUAUAAAUCGUGAUAAGGAGUCCAACAGUAAAUCGGUUAGACAAUCGCAUAAAACCUUCAGAUUCGGCAGUAAACCUUUAAAAGAACGCAGUAAGUCUGUGCCACGCAUUAGUCUGCAUAUCGAACAUUUCGAAAAGGUGGCCAGUGAGCAGGGUAAGGAGGCAAUUACAAGCUCCAAAGAAGUCAAAACUGCAAUAAAUAUUACACAAACCAAUGGCAAGACCACCUGUGCCAAACGCCUAUCUUCCCUUAAACGGCAAAAGAAUAAAACUAAAGAAACCUCUACUUUCUACAUGGCUCUCAGUGAAUUUGAAGAUGCUGGUGAAACGGUCCUGAAAAUCACCGAAUCUUCAGAAAAUAUUUUACACAAUAGCAAAUCGGAGGACAAGGAAUUGAGCAAAGAAAUGGCCAAAUCAACUAAUUAUCUUCCCGAUGUGGUAAUGAAGGUAGAAGAGGAUAAUAAUAUAAUGUCCACAUCUUUAACAUUAACACCAGCAGAAAAAGCCAAACAAGAUGCCGAAAUUGUUUUGGAUCUUCUAAAGAAUAGCAAAGAAUUUGAUAAACUCUAUGCUAAAAUACAAAAGAAACGUAAUUUGGAUAAAUCGCUGCAAUCAUCAAAAAGCCUGGACUUUAAACUCAACAAAACUAUGGACAAACUGGAAUUGCCACCAGAUUUGCCACCAAGACCUCCCUCCAGAUCUCCUCCUCCAUUGGAAAAUGAAAAAGAUUGCAUGGAAUACAAGUCCUUGACUUUGGAAACAGAAGAUGAACCCAUUUAUGAAAGUCUGCUAAGAAAUGUGCAUGUUCCCUAUAAGUUCUCACCUCCUCUGGGACGUUCUAAGUCAGUGCAAUAUAACAAGUGUAAAGAGAAUAAACCAACUAGUCCAAGGCCCGAAUCUGAUUAUGUCACUCUAGUGUAUACACCCGAGGGUGUGCUACACAAUGUGGGUGGUGAAGAAGUGCAUAAAUCUCCUGUCAAAACCGAAAGUAAUUUAAGUCAACACAGUUCAAAUGCCUCGUCUACGAUCACUCUUAAGGAAAGGGAUAGUUUUAACAAUGACUUACCAAGUGAACAUAAUUCUUUGGAUUGCUCCACACAAAUGUCUGCAAGUUUUCACUCCAGUCCCAUUUAUAGUUCCAUAAAUGAAGUUAAUCCCAAUCGCAGCCAUACUCCUCGCAGUCUACUAAAACGUUUAUGGAGUAAUUCGACUUUGAUAGGAGAGGAUUUGACUGGUAAUCGUUUAAGUCGUUCGGUACACAAUCUAGAGCGUAGAGGUUCCGAUAGCUCUGAAGUGGAUAGACAUUCUAUACUACAUCUGCCGGGCAGUGAGACUAUAGGUGAACGUAUGGCUCAUGUAGAUUAUGCUGAUCCUCGUACUCUCUUCAGCGUUAUCAAAUAUGAUGACGCCAAUCAAAUGCAAAGAGAUUCAGUCUUGUCAUUAACCUCUUCCAAUGACAGUGUCUGUGAGCAUAAACCUAGUAAUGGCAAAUAUAAAGAUUCUUCUCAUAGUUUCGAGUAUGAAGAUUGUGUUGAAGCCUGUUUGGAAAAUGAUUUUCGUGAUUCCGCUAUUUACAGUGAUGACAAUGAUAGGCGUUUGGAUAAAUCUAACUCCUUUCGCAACAGCAAAAAUCCUCCUCUAAAACCCAAACCCACAUAUGUGCCACCUCUUCCACUUAAAUCGCCCUUAAAAGUUGUCGAAACGAAUAAGGAUUUUUCCACAACCAAAUCAGCUGGACCAGGCGUUAUCAUAUGUCCACCCAAUUUAAGUCCCACUAGCACCCGUAGUUGGGUUCUACAGCAAAUAGAUAAUUUUAGUAAAUAAUUCUAUUAAAACCCAAUGCAAUAAACAUUUCAUUCUUAAUAUUUAAGCGUUGCCAUAACUAAUUAAAAAUUAUUUAAUGUUAAAUUUAAUUUAAUUAACGAAAGAAUUAAAAAUAUAAUUGUUUGUCAAUAUCCAAAGACUAGGGCUUUGAUUAACUCAACAUCAAAUGCCAUUAAUGUUAAAUUUUUAUUAUUAUAACGAUUAAUUUUUUAUAAAAUUUUAUUACAUAUCCAAUAUGUAUUAUUAUUUUUCUGUUAAAAUUAAGUAUUAAUAUAUUAAGAAAUUGCUACCUGUAUUUGUAACUUUGCUUAAACAAAAAGUCUGGUGGUAUAAAAGAAAACGUAUUCGAAAAUUAUUAUAACAUUUUUAAUUGUUUUACAUUAGUUGUAGCCAAUUUUAUAUAAAUUUAUUAAAAUGAAAAUAAAUUUUAUUAAUACUUAACGAAAAACAAUAA
Messenger RNA from Lucilia cuprina (Australian sheep blowfly), 6456 nucleotides. RefSeq lists its product as uncharacterized. The record is from RefSeq and is a predicted model, not a curated record. Gene Ontology annotation, molecular function: guanyl-nucleotide exchange factor activity. The coding region runs from base 1299 to 6002 and encodes 1567 amino acids. NCBI's taxonomy places the organism in Eukaryota, Metazoa, Arthropoda, Insecta, Diptera, Calliphoridae. The transcript is spliced from 9 exons.